Messenger RNA from Echinops telfairi (small Madagascar hedgehog), 6948 nucleotides. It is a transcript of the gene CEP192, whose product is annotated as centrosomal protein 192. The record is from RefSeq and is a predicted model, not a curated record. Gene Ontology annotation, biological process: centrosome-templated microtubule nucleation; centriole replication; centrosome duplication. Gene Ontology annotation, molecular function: protein kinase binding. Gene Ontology annotation, cellular component: pericentriolar material; cytoplasm; centriole. Lineage: Eukaryota; Metazoa; Chordata; Mammalia; Afrosoricida; Tenrecidae. The transcript has 41 exons. Bases 1 to 6948 code for a protein of 2315 amino acids.
AUGAAUGAGGAUGGCCCUGAGGCACUAGACCUAACCAUUAGGUCACCUAUUAGCACAUCUUUGGAAUCAUCACGGAUGAAUAAUAAGGAACAUGAGAUUGUUCUUGCUCCUGGAACACAGCUUAAAGAAAAAACUCCAAAUGGUGACUUAAGCUCUACUAUCUUAUUAGAAAAUGAGAGACUUAUGUCAUUGACAAGCUUUGAAGAUUCAUCUGAUGAUGAUAUGGAUGAUGAAGAGUUUUAUGAUGAUCAUUUAGAGGCUUACUUUGAACAACUGGCAAUCCCAGCAAUGAUAUAUGAAGACAUAGAUGAACGGGAAAAUAUUGAAAAUGAUUUUAAGUUGCUUACUAGUGAUUCUAGUCAAGUAAAUGAAAAAAGUAGACUAAAUUAUAGCUCUCAGUCAGAAAGUGACUACUCUUUGGCCUGUAUUGCUUCACAAACUGCAGAAAACUCUGAUAUGGCCCACCCAGUGUCUCAGGAAUGCUCUGUUCUUGGUCUGCAAGGCAUUGGUAAUUCUGUACGAACUGGAGAUAGUAGAAAGCAUAUAGAUAUGUUACCAUACAACUCUGGUACUUGCAGAAUUGAAAAGGAGAAAGGAAGGGCUGAAACCUUGAAUGGUAUUGUUCCACAUUGUAGCAGAGAAGGCACAGGAGAUGAAGUUCUGUUGAAGACUGUCAAUUCUACUGAUGUGAAUGUUAACCCUACUCAUUUUCAUGACCAAACUAUCAAGAAAGGUGAUUUGAACUUGACUGGACCCUUCAAGCAAGAGACACAGCCUCUGCACCAAAAAAAUCUUUUGGAGUCAGACCCAAAAGUAAUUUUGCCAUCAGAUGGAUACUUAGACACUGAGACUCCCAGAAUGUUCAUUAAAAAUAACACGGAUAUAACAUCUUUGAUAUCUACUGACGACAAUGAGAUUAAGUCCACUGAUAAUCUCUGGUCACCAACCUGUGAAAGGCAAACAAGUGGCAUUUAUGAACCCUUUGAAAAGAGUAAAGACCAAAUUGAUCUGCCGCAGAGUGUGGUAUAUCAAAAUGAAGAGGGCAAAUGGGUAACGGAUCUUGCUUACUACACAUCAUUUAAUAAGGAACAAGAUUUAAAUAUGCCUCUGUUUGAUGAGAUGAAUGAAGACUUCAGAUCUGGUUCUGAAGCAUUAUCUUUGAUUGCACAAGAUGAAGAAGAAUUUUAUAAAGAACAUCAAUUUAUACAGGAAGAAAACAUAGAUGCCCAGAAUACUUCCGUUCCGCUAGGGGAUACAUCUUGGGGGAUUUCAGUUAAUUAUAAUCUGUUGAAGAAAUCACCUAACACAUCAGAUUUGAACAAAGAUGAUGCCAGUUAUUUACGUCUGUCUUUGGGAGAGUUCUUUGCUCAGAGAUCUGAAGCUCUUGGUUGCCUCGGUGGUGGUAACAAUGUGAAAAGACCAUCAUUUGGUUACUUUAUUAGAUCACCAGAGAAGAGAGAACCUGUUGCUUUAAUAAGAAAAUCUGAUGCAACAACAAGCAGUGUCGAAAAGGAAAUGGCUCAUCUUAAUAAUCUACAUUCAGGAGAUUUAACUGAGCAAUCUAAGACACAGCUAAGUGAAGGCUCAGUUACUCUGACGGUUGAAGAACUAAAGAAUACUUCACUAGAAGAUGAAAGUGAUGUGACAUUAAUUUCCAAUAAAGGCAAAAUGGAGGACAUUUUCUUAGUGGACAGCAAACCCAGCAGGAACAAAGAAGAGCUCUCUGAUAGUAGUGACUCUGUACUUAGAAUAAGCACCAUCGCUUCUGCCAUUGCAAAUUCAUCAGUAAAUACCGAUCCUUCUGAGCUUGCUGCCAUGAUGAAGGCACUUACAAAUAAAAACAGAGAGAAGACCUUUCAAGAAGAUACGGCAGAAAAGAACUUUUCAAUUGGGUCUCACUUCUUGACUCAUGAUUUAGAAAAGAGUAUGGGCUCCAACGCAUUUGAUAUGGAGAAAUAUCUUAAAAAAACGGAAGUUAGUAAAUAUGUAGGGUUGGAAAAUUUCUCAAGAGCUGAUAUUUGGGAUGUUUCUUUGCCAAAAGAACAGAUUUCACAAACUAUCUGUGCAGUAAAGUUAGAUCCUGCUAAUCUAAGUAGAACAGAACCAGAAGAAAACACUGCAGUUCUUUGUAGCAAACAGAGAGAGAGCCAGAUUCAGGAGUCAUUUAGAACUAUUAACUCUUCUAAUCCAGUGCUUACAAAUACAACUGAUAAAGAGAGUACAAUAGUUAAUGUGAAGAGAAAUUCUAGUGCUACCAAGCUACCAAAUAUUGAUAACAGUGAGAAAGUCACCUCAGUUUCUACACCAACAUCUGAGAGUUACUCACUCGUAAGGAACACCACAAUCACGUCCCUUCAGCUCUUACAAGAGUGUGAAGAAAUACAAGAUACCAGAGAAAGUCAGAGGCAACAUGAUUAUGUUACUGAUUUAAACAACAGUGAAAAGCACGUGAUUUUUGAAAAACACUCCAUAAAUUCAUCUGAAAAUGUUGAUUUGCCACAUACUUUUCUCAAGCAUGGUGGACAAGAUUCGGUGGAUGACCAGAGUAGCUGCAGACCUGCAACUUCACCACUGAGUCAUUCUUCUCCUAGUGAAGUUUCUGCCACAACUUUAUCCAGUUGUACUUCAGAAUGUUUGGAUCUAACCAGUCAACCUCUGAAGCCUCCCGGUGACAGUACAUUGUCUCAGUUGGCAUGCUCAGAUGCUAGUGUGAGCAGGCUGACAUACCUGUCUGAGCAUGAGAGCAGCUGUUCUGUCCCAACUACAGAUUACUUCCAUGAGGACCACAAGGACAACUUGGAUAAGAAAAAAGUGACUGAAACUACUCUCCUGAGUAGCAAAGCCGAAGAUGCAAAACUUAGCUUUAGAAUGCAUAAAGAUCCUGGUUUCAAAAGUGAAGAGCUUUCUCAAGCCAGUCCAAUAGACUUGUCAUCAAGCCCUCAUGAGUUGGACCAGAUCAACAUGGCUUUACCCAGCAGUGUAUGUCUCAGCCAUCAGGUUAUAUCAACUAAUGCCAACCUUGCGAUGAUAUAUCCAGAAACCGUUAACGAGGGUCAAAAAAUGAUGUCCAAAAAAACGUUAACUGCCAACCAUGAAAUAAGUAACCAGAUUCCUGACCAAACAGCUCCUUGUAACCAGUGUGCGCCGGUGCCCAACUUUGAGGGCCAUGACUCUGCUCCUGAGAUGCAGCAUCUACCUACUGCCAUACCUACACUCUUGCCUGGACAUUCAGUGACAGCAGUCCCUUUUGCCCGGCCAUGUUUGAGGGCAGUGCCUUCAGCUGGAAAUGUUGCUUUGCCUCCGUGCCAUGUCGGUGGUGCCACAGUCUGUGGUUUCUUAGGAGGCUGUCCUCACCAUGUGCUAUCGGAAGCACAUGCUCAGAACUCAGUGGCCAUAGGAAUUUGUUUAGGACAGAAUUUCAGCUCUGGAUUGAUGGGUUCGACUUCUCUUUGUAAUUCAUAUUCACAAGCCUUCAAUCAAAAUCUUUUAAGUACUACAAAACCUCCUGUGCAAUCUCUGGGUACAAACUGUGGAAUUGGGCCUUGGGAUUCAGGACGGAUGUUAGAAUAUGGGAAUGUAAGAGUACCAGAGGAGUUGAGGUUUCCUCAUGCUUGCUGUGUUGGUAUUGUUUCCCAAACCCACCUCAGCAUCUUGAAUCCAGCUGACCACUGGUUACAGGUCAGCAUUGGGGUGCUCAGCAUCAGUGUUAAUGGUGAGAAGGUGGAUCUUUCUACGUAUCCUUGCUUAGUUUUCAAGAAUAAAGUCAUCAUAAGACCACAUACUACAGAAGAGAUAAAAGUACUUUUUACACCAUCCAAUCCUGGGAUUUUCAGAUGUGUGUUCAGUGUUGCGUCUUGGCCAUUUCUCGCAGAUGCUGAGACAAUAAUACAGGCUGAAGCCCUGGCCCACAGAGUCAUUCUUACUGCUCUUGCUGAGAUCCCUGUCAUAGAGGUAGAAACCGAAAAGAAAGAUGUUCUUGACUUCGGAGAUUUGACUUAUGGAGCCUGGAAAGCUCUCCCGUUGAAGUUGAUAAACAGGACACAUGCCACUGUGCCGAUCAGACUUGUUAUUAAUGCUAAUGCUAUCGCUUGGCGUUGCUUCGCGUUUUCUAAGGAACCAGUUAAUGCUUCUCUGAAAACUGUUCCCUAUGUUGAUGUGAUUGCUCAACUAGCAACUCCAUCUGUGAUAAAUCAUACAAUGCCUCCCAGUCAUGAUGGACAGGAUCCAGAAUUUCUGAUAAUUUGGGUUCUUUUCCAUAAUCCAAAGAAACAGAUUUGCUCUUCAGAAAGUCUGGAUUCAGCAGAAGAAUAUCUGGCAAGAGUUGACGUAGAACUUGAUAGCCCAAACUCUGUUCCAGCUAUUAACAGUGUUAGUCUGCGUGCAAGAACAGGAAUAGCUCGGAUACAUGCUCCAAAAGACCUACAGACUAUGCAUUUGUUUGCUGAUGUGGCUUCUUCAACGAAGCAGCAAUUACCUUUGAAAAAUGCUGGGAACAUUGAAGUUUAUUUAGACAUCAAGAUCCCAGAUCAAGGAAGUCACUUUUCAGUGGACCCAGAAACUCUGUUUCUUAAACCUGGAGAAGAACGUGAAGUCAUGGUUUCAUUUACUCCAACAAAAUCCAAAGCCUGUGAGAAAAGGGUUAUGAAAAUAUUUGUGCAGCCAUUUGGACCUCAGUAUGAAGUAGUGUUAGAAGGUGAAGUAGUUUCUUCAGGACAUAAAUCUCUGACAUUUGAAUCAUCCUGCUCAGAUAUCCCGUCAAUUUUAUCCACCAAGCAAUUUCUGGCUUGGGGAGGUAUCCCUCUUGGUAGAACACAGCUUCAAAAGCUAGCUCUAAGAAAUAAUUCUACAUCUAUAACUCAACAUUUACGACUGUUUAUUAGAGGGCAAGAUCAGGACUGCUUUCAGCUUCAGAACAUUUUUGGUUCAGAAGAUCGAUUGACCAGUAAUUGUGAGAUCAGAAUUCAUCCAGAAGAAGACAUUAACAUCUCUGUAUUGUUUGCGCCUACUCGAUUAUCUUGUAUGUUGGCUAAACUAGAAAUUAAACAACUUGGAAUUAGAUCUCAACUAGGCGUUAAGUUCACAAUACCCUUGUCUGGAUAUGGAGGAACAAGUAAUCUUAUUUUGGAAAAUGUUAAGAGAUUAUCUGACCAUUACAUGGUUGCAGUGAAUGGCCUAAUUCCUGGUAAAGAACGGAGAGUUGUUUUUUCUGUUCGGAACACUGGUUCUCGAGCAGCCUUUGUUAAAGCAGUAUGUUUUAAGGAUUCUCAGAAAAAAAUUUUGUUGGAUCCUAAAGUGAUGAGGAUUUUUCCAGAUCAAUUUGUGCUCAAGGAAAGAACACAAAAACAUAUUACUAUUAUAUACACACCAUCAGACAGAGAGAGUGGUUGUAGAACUACAACGGAGCUAUCAACUAUAUACUUAUUUGGUGGUGAUGAAAUUUCAAGACAACAGUAUCGAAGAGCCCUUUUGCACAAACCAAAGAUUAUAGAACAGAUACUGCCAAAACAUAGUCUACUGCAGAACAUUGAUUUUGCUGAAGCAUUUCAAGAUGAGCUGCUAGUCACUGAAGUAUAUGAUCUUCCCCAGCGGCCUAAUGAUGUUCAGCUUUUUUAUGGAACCAUGCGUAAAAUUAUACUGUCAGUGAUGGGAGAAUUCAGCGAUUCCAUUUCUUUUGGAGAAUUUCUUCAGCCAUCUUCCAAAGCUAGCUUGGAAUCUAAAAGUGAACUUGGAACUUCUGGAAAACAUGGUGGCAAUGUUUCCUUGGAUGUUUUACCAGUUAAAGGUCCUCAAGGUUCCCCACUUCUUUUAGAAGCAGUUCACCCAUCUCACAAUAAACUAGAUUCUGAAGAAAUAUGGACUGUCCAGCCCGAGCACUUGAUUUUGAUAGCUCCUUGUUCAUGUGACAUGACAAAAACUCGAUGUUUCCAGAUUUUAAAUAAUUCUGUUAGGUCACUGAAAUUUGAACUAUACUGGCCAGCACAUUGCCUUACAGUAACACCCCAACAUGGAAUUAUCGAACCAAAGAGUAAACUACAAAUUCUUGUGAGUCCUAAUUCCUCCUUAUCCACAAAGCAUUCAAUGAUUCCAUGGAGUGGUUUGAUCUAUAUACACUGUGACAAUGGACAAAAGAAAAUUGUGAAAAUUCAAAUUCAAGAAGAUUUGACCCAACAAGAGGGUCCUUUCACUCCUUGGGCCUCUAGCCAAUUUGGAAUCCUCCCGUCAGGGCCUGAGCUUUCUGCCCGUCACUUAGUGAAAUCCAUAAUUCAACCACCUUCCACAAAAGUGGAAAUAAAAAACAGCACUGUUACUUUUCCUCCAACAGAACCUGGUGAAACUUCAGAAAAUUACCUGGAAUUUGAGAACCACGGUAACACAGACGUAAAGUGGCAUCUGUCAUCUUUUGCACCCCCUUAUGUCAAGGGAAUUGAUGAAAGUGGGGCUGUGUUUAGAGCUACAUACGCAGCAUUCAAAUGUACUCCAAUUUCCGGCAUGUUGACAAGCCACAGAAUUCAGAAGGUCUCCAUCAUGUUUUUGCCUAGAGAUGAAGGGAAUUAUGCCCAAUUUUGGGAUCUUGAGUGUCAUCCUCUGAAAGACUCCCAUAUGAAGCACACACUGAGAUUUCAGCUCUCUGGUCAGAGUAUCAAAGGAGAAAGUAAGCCUGAAAGUGUAUGCAUUUCCACAGACACCCUCAUUAAGACAGAUAAUUUUACUAGGCCCCGGAGACAAGCUAUAUCUGAAGUUUCUGGAGUUAUAUCUGGGCAGAUUGACCUAACUUGCCGUGGAGUUUAUGCCCCGGAGGAUGUAUAUAAGUUUCUGCCAACUACAGUUGGGGAGUCAAGAACAGUAAAAGUCACUUUGCGAAAUAAUUCAUUUAUUACACAUUUGUUGAAGUUUAUAAGUCCCAGGGAGCCAUUCUACAUCAAACAUUCAAAAUAUUCUUUGAGGUGA